GGGAGUCUUUAGCUAUUAGCGGCUACACAGUUGAUAUUCUUAGUCCCUAGUCUUGGCUACCCAUUGUCCUUCCUGGAAACCAAAGCCAUGAUGAAGCCCAAGUUUGACUUCAAGAUUGCCAUGAAUGAUCUUCACAAAGACAAUACGUCCUUGACAGCCAGAUUUGACACGGUGUAUGAGCGGAGCUGCGGUUGGUCAUGUUGUCUGGCUGAUAAGCCCAGACACGGGUGUGGACGGCGAGGCUAAGUUGAUUGAACUAACUCUGGAGGCUGUAGAAUGGUACCCCAGAGGGAUCGGGGACUUUCGGCUGUUGGACAAACAUGUCUCUGUUUCAGGGUAUGGGUGCGGGCUAUUUCGUGGUAUCGUCGCUGCGAUAAUUAUUGAGAAUUAUGCUGCUGCCGCGUUGCCAGAGGAUCUUGCGUCGGGGUUUGUCUGAACUUCAUGUAGAUUCUGGUCAUUGCUAUGGCUCGGUGUCUUCUGUCUUCUGAUACAUGUGUCAUGACUCUUAAGUAGAAAU
Molecule: messenger RNA, 517 nt
Organism: Aspergillus piperis CBS 112811
Lineage: Eukaryota; Fungi; Ascomycota; Eurotiomycetes; Eurotiales; Aspergillaceae
Exons: 1
Coding region: 176-436 (86 amino acids)
Source: RefSeq, a predicted model, not a curated record